UUCAAGCUUCAAGCAGACAGAAGCAGAGGCAGCUGGUUGUUGUUGUCCUUCCAACAAAAUUCCAUUUAUUCGAUUCGAAUUCUUUUUUAGAAUCCACCCAAGAAAUAGGAAAAAAGUUCAAAGUAACGUUUGGUGUUGUUCAAUAAUCGAGGAUUCAAAUUCUUUGUGACAAGUUUUGGGGAGUGCGAACGAAUUCGAAAACUGGAUCACUCUUAACAAGGUCGUUGUGGACAAAAGAAAAAAUGUGAAUUUUCUGCAUCACCCAUCGCAUCGUUUAUUAUAAUACACAUUCAAUCGGAUUGAUAUCCCCGUCCAGAUCAAGUGAGAACAACGGGAAAGUGGUUCAGUAGAAGAGAGUUCAAACUUGGAUUCACAUUUAGUAUUGUGAUACACCGCCGGAGGAGAAGAUGUCGGUUACAUUCGAACAGAUUAUUUUGGACGCCAAAAGAAUCGCCAAUCGGCUGAAGGACCGUGAAGCUCUUGGAGAUUCUCUACUGCUGGAGACGGAGUCCGUGAACAAGCAAAUCGAAUCGAUGCGACAAUUUCAAGACGAUAUCGACAUAUUGAACAAGCUGGCGCGGGAUCGCUCCAACAAUCAACUGAUCACAAUCAUUCACCAGGAGAAUCCACAGAUCCGGGAAAUCCAGCAGGAGAAUCGACUGUUGAAGGCGGCCUUGGAAGAUCACCAACACACACUGGAGCAUAUAAUGACCAAAUACCGAGAACAUACCCAAAGCAAGAUCCUCAACACGAAGGUUAACUUUGUGGAAGUGUUCAGCAAGCAUCAGCAGUUUAAUGAGCAGAAGGACGAGGUGAUUCGGCAGCAAACACAGAAGAUUCAGGAAAUGGCAGCCGUCAUGCAGCGCGCCUCUCAAUUGGAUGAGGAAAAGUUCAACCAAGAUCAGGAGUUUCUCAGUAAGCUGAUCACAGAAAACAAGGGCCUCCGAGAACUGUUGGAGAUUUCACACAAGUACGGUUCGAACGGGCAGAGAAUUCUAGUCGACGAUAAAUCCACUCAGACCGACACCCAUCUGUUAGAUGCGCCAACUGCAUCCACCUCGAAGAGUGCAACCAGCAGUUUCAAUGAUUCUUCAGCCUCGAACACCGGUACGAUCAAGGUCAGCCCAUCGUCCCUGAAGUCACAAGCCGCAUCUUUGGCAUCUUCUGCGUCAGCUCCCACGGCGGUAUCUUCUACGCCAAGCGGAGUCAGUUCGACGGUAUCCACCCUCUCGUGACGAGAUUCCGACGAUAGCCAAGUGUCCGUAUUUUUCUGCUGCCAGUCGGCAUUAUUGUAAUACUUUUAAUCAAGAAUUCAGGAAUCGUGUCGAACGGUAAAAAUAAACCCACAUUUUUUAAUGACAUUCACACCAUUUGCAAUCAUUCGCUCACUUGUGCUCACAAACACACUUCACACACACCUAACUUGAACAUUUUGUUUAAAUUAUUUAAGAUGUUGCGUUUAUGUUUUGUAGUUUAGUUGCAAUUGGCAAUACUUUGUAGCAAUUUAUACCAUAACCAGCAAUAAGUAAAUCUUACUUUAUUUGUUGAUGCACUCCUCCUUUAUCUCUCACCUAGUUUUAUAGUCAGGACAUUUCUAGACAGUUGCAGAUGUAUUUGGGCUUAUUCUACGAGUCGAGUGACGUGAGGUGAGUCGAUUUUAGCAAUUCUCACGUGAGGUGAUGUUAUUCAAAUGGGGCUAUACGACUCUUCUCACGUCAUUCGAGCACUCUCACGUCACUCCACUCGUAGAAUAAGCCCAAUUAGUUCAUAAAAUCACUUAGACCAAUUCGGAACUUCCUCACAUAACAAUGAUGUAAUUGCACUGUUGUGUAGAUAAAAAACCACUUGAAUUUUGAUUCUUUUAGAUUUUAGAUAAUUUUGGUUCCCCAAUUUAUAUAGUAAACGCUAUUGAAUUAAUAAACCUUCAAGUAGUAAAA
Armigeres subalbatus is the source of this 1937-nucleotide messenger RNA. RefSeq names its product FGFR1 oncogene partner 2 homolog (gene Fgop2). The record is from RefSeq and is a predicted model, not a curated record. The transcript is spliced from 3 exons. Bases 408 to 1235 code for a protein of 275 amino acids. NCBI's taxonomy places the organism in Eukaryota, Metazoa, Arthropoda, Insecta, Diptera, Culicidae.